Messenger RNA from Penicillium lagena, 1920 nucleotides. RefSeq names its product putative GTP binding protein (GTPBP1). The record is from RefSeq and is a predicted model, not a curated record. Gene Ontology annotation, molecular function: translation elongation factor activity; GTPase activity; GTP binding. Gene Ontology annotation, biological process: translational elongation. NCBI's taxonomy places the organism in Eukaryota, Fungi, Ascomycota, Eurotiomycetes, Eurotiales, Aspergillaceae. The coding region runs from base 1 to 1920 and encodes 639 amino acids. The transcript has 2 exons.
AUGCCCACUGCAGGUUUGAAACAAAGCCCGGAUGAGCGACGGAAAGGAGAACUAGCUCUCAGCGAGUUCGCCGAGUACGCCGAGAAGCAGCAGGCCCAGCGCGUGGGGCAGGUACCCCGCGAUAGUGGUUACUCGACUGCCACGACGGAGGACCAUGCCGAGCUGGAUAUCCUGGACCAGCUGGAACUGUCAGACACGCCUCGAACAGUCAAGCUAAAGGAACACUUGCUUGGUACAGGUGAGAAUGCGGAAGAAAGCCUGCAGGUAUUAGCGGGCAUCCUACACAACCGCAUCGACGAGGGACAGGGGGAGACCAUCUUCGAUCUUGGACUGGAGGAUGGAGGGGACUCGAUGAGCUUGGAUCUGGCUCAAUGGGAGACUGCGCUGCGUCGUCUGCGCGAGGCCGCCGAGACUAUCCCCGCCUACUGCCGAAUUCUUCUUACCUACAAUGUGGGCGGCGAGGAGGAGUCGCGGGUGCCCCACGAGCGCAUCAAGGGCGCCUGGGGCAAGGUGCUGAUCCGGCAACAUGCGGAAAAUGUCGAGGAGAUGGGCGAGAUCCGGAUCGCGGUGGUGGGCAACGUGGACGCCGGCAAGAGUACCAUGCUCGGGGUUCUGGUGAAAGGAAACCUCGACGAUGGCCGUGGCAAGGCGCGCGUCAACCUCUUUCGUCACAAACAUGAGAUUGAAAGCGGGCGGACCAGCUCCGUCGGCCUGGAGAUCAUGGGAUUCGACAGCCGCGGCGAGAUCGUGAGCAGCGCCCAGGGACGCAAGCUGUCCUGGGAAGAUAUUGGGAAGCGAUCCGCCAAAGUCAUCUCCUUCUCUGAUUUGGCGGGUCAUGAACGCUACCUCCGCACCACUGUCUUCGGCAUGCUGAGCAGCAGCCCGAACUACUGCCUGCUUAUGGUGGCCGCCAAUAAUGGUUUGAUCGGAAUGAGUCGAGAACACUUGGGCAUUGCCUUGGCUUUGAACGUGCCCGUCAUGGUCAUUGUUACCAAGAUUGACAUCUGUCCGCCCCAGAUUCUGCAGGAAACCCUGACCCAAUUAGCGAAGAUCCUCAAGUCUCCCGGUGCGCGCAAGAUCCCCAUCUUUGUCAAGGAUAUGGAGGAGACCAUCAACACCGCCACACAGUUUGUGAGCCAGCGGAUAUGCCCCAUCUUCCAAGUUUCCAACGUCACCGGUGAGAAUCUGGACCUGGUACGAACGUUCUUGAACAUCCUCCCUCACCGCGGUCACUACGACACGGAGGGCCCAUUCGAGUUUAUAGUUAAUGACACUUUCUCCGUCCCGCACGUCGGCACGGUGGUCUCGGGGGUGGCCAAGUCCGGGGUGAUUCACGCCGGUGACACAGUCCAGGUCGGACCCGACUCUCUAGGCCAGUUCACAACCACUACGAUCAAGUCGAUUGAGCGCAAGCGAAUAGCAGUCAGCGCGUGCUUUGCGGGUCAGUCCUGCUCGUUUGCCUUGAAGCGUGUCCGUCGCAAGGAAGUGCGCAAGGGUAUGGUGGUAUUGAAGAAGAUGGACCAGCCCCCGAAGGUGCACCGCGAAUUUGUUGCAGAAGGUAUGCCUUACGUCUACCGCCUGUUUAGACCACUACUAAUCAAUGCCCCAGUCUUGAUUCUCUCUCAUGCCACCACCAUCAAACCCAAGUACCAGGCCAUGCUGCACGUCGGCGCCGUCAGUCAGACCUGCUCGGUCAUUGACAUUGACCGCCCAUUCAUCCGCACCGGUGACCGCGCCACCGUCGCAUUCCGCUUCAUCCAGCGCCCGGAGUUCCUGGCGCCGGGCGAUCGAGUGCUGUUCCGGGAAGGCAAGACCAAAGGCCUUGGUAUUGUCAAGAGCAUUGGUUAUGACCCUAAACACCCACUGAAUCCUACGAAGACUACGAAGAAUGGAGAGACCGAGGAGGCCGUAGUGGCCUAA